Molecule: messenger RNA, 2137 nt
Organism: Annulohypoxylon truncatum
Lineage: Eukaryota; Fungi; Ascomycota; Sordariomycetes; Xylariales; Hypoxylaceae
Product: cytochrome P450 4V3
Exons: 4
Coding region: 260-1981 (573 amino acids)
Molecular function (GO): heme binding; monooxygenase activity; oxidoreductase activity, acting on paired donors, with incorporation or reduction of molecular oxygen
Source: RefSeq, a predicted model, not a curated record
CUUAUGUAGAAACCUCAAUGCCUAGAUGUUUAAUGGGCCUACUCCACCCGGUGACUAUCGCCAACAUAGGUGGUUACCAAAUUUGUGGGAACUGUCGUCUUGGGCCAGUAUGAGGGAUGUUAUAAAUCACUUGUUUCUUUAACCCUUUUCCCUUAAUACUUUCUCUAGCGUAUAGUCAUGAGUUCAAGACAUUUCACACUUCAGUGAAUUUGAGCCAUAAUACUCUUCAUUGCAUCCGCAUACGCCGCGCCACCAUAUCAUGGGGCUACACAAUACUACAGGGGACGCCGUGCGACCCCUUCUGCUACGAAGCUUGCUCAUUCUGCUGAUCAUAGUCCUGGUUCGAUUCUUCUAUAGAGGAUAUGUUGCACGGGGCCGAGUGAGAUCGUUAAUCGCCCAGGGAAUACCGGUGUUACCACAUUCCCUGCUGUUCGGCCAUCUCCCGAUCUUGGCUAGUUUCCGUGCGGUUCACCCUCCAGAUGUCAACAUCUACAUGUUUCAUCGUUGGCUUGCCGCAAAUUCUAGGAAGUACUUUCCCGGUCGGGACAGGGUGCCACCAGUGGUCUAUCUCGACCUUUGGCCUCUGUCCAGCUCCUUAGCAGCGGUGUUUGAUCCCGUAGCUGCGUCUCAGUUCACACAAUCUAAGAGUCUUCCAAAGGAUCAUCUCAUGGCUGAGUACAUGAUGCCUUUAACAGGGAACUUAGACAUGGUUUCUUCCGAGGGACAGCUUUGGAAAACGUGGCGAUCAAGGUUUAACCCUAGUUUCAGUCCACGGAACCUAACGGCUUUGCUACCAGAAAUUAUCGAAGAAGCCCUCGUGUUUGUAAACGGACUUAAGGACUUGGCAGGUACGGACGGUAACUGGGGACCGGUUUUCCAGCUCGAAGAGAAGACAAUCAACCUAACAUUCGACGUCAUUGUUAGGGCAUCCAUAGAUUUACGGUUACGCGAGCAGUCACGCAAGUCUAGCAGCCCUCUCAAAGCUGCUUUGUUGAAACAGACCAAGAUGAUGGGUAUGGUAACAGAUGUCGCAAGAAUGCUACCCCUCGUCAGGAUGCCUUGGCACCAUGCCGCCAUCAGGCGAAAUAACGAGGACAUGCGUAAAGUUCUACUUCCACAGAUAGAGAGCAAGCUACGAUCGGACGCCUCAACCAACCAGCAGAAGAAGACCAUCGUGGACGUAGCUAUGAAGUAUGUCGAUAAAGACGAUCCUAGCGUGUCUAAAGAGAAGCCCGAUGCGGUGUUCGUUGAUAGACUGAUAGCGAAUUUGAAAGCGUUCAUUUUCGCGGGCCACGAUACAACUUCGUCGACCAUCUGUUUCAUGGUAAAACUGAUGCAGGACCACCCAGAGAAGCUAGCAAAAGUCCGAGCCGAACACGAUUCUGUGCUCGGACCGGACCCGGAAAAGGCAGCAGAAAUCUUAACCACCUCGCCUCACCUCUUAUACUCCCUGCCGUACACCUUGGGCGUUAUCAAGGAGACACUAAGACUAUACCCUCUUGCUGCGACAGUCCGUGAUAGCAAAACCGUUUCAGGUUUCGCCCUCACCGUGCCAGGUUCUCUGCCGACUACGUAUCCUUUGGAUGGCUUUGGGCCAUGGCUCGCCGUUCACGGCCUCCAGCGCAAUCCCGAUUACUGGCCACGGCCAAACGAGUUCUUGCCAGAGCGCUGGCUAGCUGUCGAAGGCGAUUCGCUGUACGUCGCUACCAAGGAAGCCUGGGCAGCGUUCUCCCUGGGCCCAAGGAAUUGCAUUGGCAUGGAGUUGGCGAUGAUCGAGCUUAGACUGGUUUCGGUUCUGAUAGCGCGAACUUUCGACAUCGAAGAAGCGUGGGCGGAAUGGGAUGAGAAGCAGGGCUCCAAAGCUACGCCUACUCAUAUUGUGAACGGCGAACGUCUUUACGAAAUCGGAAGCGGUACAGUGCACCCGAAGGACGGUAUGCCGGUACAUGUAAGAUUGCGGGCUCAUAAGCCGGCCCCCUGAAAACGGCUAUGUACCGGUAAGUAGGAAAUAGACAUAACAGCAUACUUCUCAUUCUCAGCUACCCAUUUAUCCAGUUCUUGAAUGUUGUUGAUCCAAAAUAAAAUAUAGUAAUGUCUACCUACGUGUUCCCGCUUUGAGGCAAUGUUGCGAUCUGCU